AUGUCAGUAACUCCCACCAAUAACGGUUCUGUGGGUACAGGCGGUGGAGGUUUACAUCAGGAGAUUCACGCAGCUAUUGAUCAAGUUGAACAUUUAAAAGUUUCAGAAUUAAAAGCCGUUUGUAGGUCGAUAGAACUGCCGAUUACAGGCAGAAAGGCAGUUUUACAAGAUAGGAUAAGGGCGUACUUAAAGAAUUCAUGUUCUAUUGGACAUAUAGAUCCAUGGAGGCCCAAGACAAUACGUGUUUUGAUAGAUAAGGCUAAAUUAGGUGAACUCUUACCGAAAUACGAAAUUUUAUGGCAAACUUUGAGAAGUGGAGCUUAUAACCAUCCGGUGGCUAUAGGUGCUGAACCGGUUGGCGUACUAAAUCAACAAGAUGGAUCAGUAAGUGGUCAAGAUCAAUACGUGGUAGGGGAUCCAUCUGCAUAUACGUCAUAUCGAACCGUUAGUCCUGAAGAGCUCAGUAUUACUGGUGGCAGUAGGACGGCGGCACCUAAAAAUCGCUAUAUGCAUUUCAAGGAAUCACCUUUUUACAGGAUUAAAAAACUGAUACAGGAGACUGCACAGAAGCUAAACGUCACCAAUGUAAGAGGUACAUGUGUUGCGAAAUGGAGGUUUACGAAAGCCGAUUGGACUCUACUAGAAUCAGAUGAAAAAUAUAAAGUAUAUUUAUUUUGUGGUAUGGUAGAUCCCCAAACGGGUUUCCAAUCGAAUCAACCGAUUCAAUUUCCUCAUCCUAAUGAGAUACGAGUUAAUAGUGUUCAAGUAAAGGAUAACGUCAGAGGCUUAAAGAACAAGCCAGGUACCGCAAAACCAGCAGAUUUAACGCCUUAUUUGAGACCACCAACACAACAAAAUAGUUUGGAAGUCAUUUAUGCAUUCACGAAGAGUGAAUAUUUCAUCUACGGCUAUAUAGUAGAGCAAGUUACUCCCGAGGAGUUAUUACAAGAAGUGCUGCGACAUCCCAAGAUUCUGAAGGCUGCCACUUUGCAUUACAUUGAAAAGACUUUAAACGAUGAAGAAGAUGACGAUUUAGUUACUACAUCUACAGUGAUGACAUUACAAUGUCCGGUCUCUUACACAAGGAUGAAAUACCCUGCCAAAUCAAUUAUGUGCAAACAUCUACAAUGUUUUGACGCCCUUUGGUACAUCUACUCACAGAUGCAAAUCCCCACAUGGCAAUGUCCUGUUUGUCAAAUAGAUAUCGAUUUGAAGCAUUUAGCAGUCUGUCAAUUUGUGGAUGAAAUUUUAAAAAACUCCGAUGAGGAUACAGAGCAAGUGGAAUUGUCAUCAGAUGGAUCUUGGAAGCCUGUGGUGGAAGAACCUCCUAAGCCAGCAGAGCGACCAUUACCAACUACUCAUUCCACAAGUGUGAAACAAGAAAAUACUGAUGAUGAUGAUAAUAGGGCACUUGCUGAUCAUUCCAGAGGAACUUCACCUUCCAAUGAACCUGUAGUUAUAUCACUCGAUAGCGAAUCAGAAGAAGAUGAGCAAAUGGAUCCACCACCACAACAGGAGUCAGAUCCUGCCCCUCCACGAGCGCAGGAACCUACAAGACAGGAAUCGUUAAGGACAUCGGCUGCGACGUCUUAUGUGGAUGACAAUACAUCACAGCAUACUUUAGAUCCGAGAGCUAAUCAGACCAUAACACCAACCGCUCCCAGGCAAAACUCACUUGGUGCUGAUAACAGUUUAGACUAUGUGGAACGCCGUCAAGGAGUACCCAAUAUAUUAGGUAAAACGCCCCUAAACAAUGGUGAAGAUACUUCAAAUCAAGAUACCCCUUUAGCGGAGGAAGGACCCAGCUCACCAACACCUAAUUCUUCUACGAGGGGCAUGUUUACACCAGCAGCUACCAAUAGCCCGGCAGGUAAUGACCAAUGGUCUAAUGAUGAAAGACCUGUGUUCAGGUCACACAGUGGGACUCUGGAUCCAAGAGCUAGUGGAAUUUAUGAAUCUAGUGAGAAUAAUCACAGUGGUUCAAAUUCUAUGCUGGGUAUGACGGGACAAAUAAGUGGUCCUCCAGGUGAUGAUUCAGGCGGUCCUUCACCAAGCACAAAUAACAGUAGUAAUAAUCUCCUUGGUAUAUCUGGGAAUUUGAGCUCAUUCAGACCAGAGGAAUCACAAUCAUACGAACCCCAAAAGCAACAGCAACAGCAACAGCAUCAACAACAAUAUCAACAAGCACCACCAUUGCCACCACUACCAGAUCCAAAAGUAAGGCAACCAAGCCGGCCACCGAUCCCUGGUAGAACGAGAAAACCCGUGGUAUCACCUUUUUUACCACCAAAACCUUACUUAAACAUGCUCCCGCGCAAGAGACACAUUUCUAAUUCUCCCAAUGGAGGCCCAAGACCGAGCAAUGAACCGCCAAUGGGUUCGCAACAGUUGGGAGUUUCGAUGAAUGAUCCGAAUACAGUUGGUAAUGUUGAUACUAGUGGUGCCCAUCGAGGUGGUGCAACAAGAAUUUCUGGUCGUGACGACGUAAUAGACCUGACAUCGGAUUGA
This is a messenger RNA of Zygosaccharomyces rouxii, 2508 nucleotides long. It is a transcript of the gene SIZ1, whose product is annotated as SUMO ligase SIZ1. Gene Ontology annotation, molecular function: zinc ion binding; SUMO ligase activity. The coding region runs from base 1 to 2508 and encodes 835 amino acids. Gene Ontology annotation, biological process: protein sumoylation. The record is from RefSeq and is a predicted model, not a curated record. NCBI's taxonomy places the organism in Eukaryota, Fungi, Ascomycota, Saccharomycetes, Saccharomycetales, Saccharomycetaceae. The transcript has a single exon.